This is a messenger RNA of Dimorphilus gyrociliatus, 682 nucleotides long. NCBI's taxonomy places the organism in Eukaryota, Metazoa, Annelida, Polychaeta, Dinophilidae. The record is from the annotation of a GenBank genome assembly.
UAUGAUGGGCGAUGAUCGGUGCUUGUCGGCGUUACUUAGACGCGGUGAAAAUGGCGUCUAUAUUGAAGAUGACAUUAAUGGAUGGACUCCUGUUCACUAUGCGUCUUUCUAUGGACAGUUAGAAUGUCUUAUGAUACUUCAUAGUCAUGGAACACAUCACGACAGCCCAACAAUUAGACUUAGACAAACUCCUGCUCAUAUGGCUUCUCUCUCUGGCAAGAUCUCCUGCCUAAAGUGGCUCCUGGGUCUGGGAAUAGCAAUUAACAGAGAGGACUACCUGAGUGAAACUGUCCUUCAUAAAGUUGCUCGAGGAGGAAAUACAGAGUGCGCCAUGUUUUUAAUUUCUCAAGGAGCAGAUAGAUCAUUGCGUAAUAGCGCUGGAUUGACACCUGCAGAGUUAGCUGCAAACAUGAACCACCAGGAAUGUUUUAUGGUCUUGGACCAAUGUGACACUGAUGUUAACGAUAUAUAUAUGGAGAGAGAUUUUCAAUCUCGGAAAAGAAAGAAGUAUACUGAUUUCUUGUACACAGGUUUUAAUGAAUUUAUCAAAAGGUCAAAAAUAGAUCUCCCAUCUGACAAUUCAAAUCCUUCUCAACUUGACAGUUUCAAUAGAGUCCUUCUUCCUUCUGAUAAUAAGGAUUUAUGGGAGGAGAGAGAUGAUUUCGGAGCUGUUUUCUUCUGA